This is a messenger RNA of Amaranthus tricolor (Joseph's coat), 3513 nucleotides long. RefSeq names its product protein STABILIZED1. Bases 204 to 3281 code for a protein of 1025 amino acids. Lineage: Eukaryota; Viridiplantae; Streptophyta; Magnoliopsida; Caryophyllales; Amaranthaceae. The transcript has a single exon. Gene Ontology annotation, cellular component: catalytic step 2 spliceosome; U4/U6 x U5 tri-snRNP complex. Gene Ontology annotation, biological process: spliceosomal tri-snRNP complex assembly; positive regulation of primary miRNA processing; gene silencing by siRNA-directed DNA methylation. Gene Ontology annotation, molecular function: protein binding. The record is from RefSeq and is a predicted model, not a curated record.
CAAAAACCGACCUGUUUAAACCCACCUUUUUCUUUAUCCGAGUUGAAAAUACUACUCUCAAGUCCCAAUUACUGUUCAUCUCCAUUGUUCACCGUUUUUUGUAGUGAGAUUUAAUUUUCGAGGUACUUUCUUAAUCUUUACUCCCAUAUAUUUCAUUGUAUUUUGUAUUUUGUUUUUGCGUUUUUCAAUUUUAACAAACAACCAUGGUAGUUUACCUGAAAUUAUUUGACAACAAAACUAUUUCCCUUGAUAUAAACCCUAAUUUUACAACCCUGGCCAAUCUUCAUCAGACUAUAACCGAUAAAUUAGGCCUUCCAUUUCAAUACCAGCGUUUGUUAUCAUCGUCUACAAAAAGGGUAAUUAAUGGUGAUCUUAAAUGUUUAAUUUCUGAUCUGGGUAUUCAAAAGAAUUCGAUUUUAACAUUAACUGUCCCGUUAUUUGGUGGUAUGCAAGCUCCUGUUCAACCUAAGGGCAAGCUAGAAUUUCUUAAUUUGAAACCCCCACCAAAUUAUGUGGCUGGGUUGGGGCGUGGUGCCACGGGGUUUACAACCCGUUCUGAUAUCGGACCUGCUCGUUCAGCCCCCGAUUUGCCGGACCGGUCUGCUACUAAUACCAUUGGUAGUGCUGCGGCUCCGGCUGUGGGGCGUGGGCGGGGGAAGGGUGGUGAGGAGGAGGAAGAAGAGGAAGGAGAGGAUAAAGGCUAUGAUGAGAAUCAGAAAUUUGAUGAAUUUGAGGGAAAUGAUGUCGGAUUGUUUGCUUCGGCCGAGUAUGAUGAGGAUGAUAGAGAGGCAGAUGCUGUGUGGGAGGAGAUUGAUAAGACGAUGGAUUCAAGGAGAAAGGACAAGAGGGAAGCUAGGUUAAAGGAAGAGAUUGAGAAGUACAGGGCGUCAAACCCUAAGAUUACGGAACAGUUUGCUGAUCUGAAGAGAAAAUUGCAUACUUUGUCUGCGGAGGAAUGGGAUAGUAUACCAGAGAUUGGGGAUUAUUCAUUGAGGAAUAAGAAGAAGAGGUUUGAGAGUUUCGUGCCUGUGCCCGAUACUCUUCUUGAGAAGGCUAGGCAGGAGAAAGAGCAUGUUACAGCUCUUGAUCCUAAGAGUAGAGCUGUUGGUGGGACGGAGACACCUUGGGCACAGACUCCUGUUACUGAUCUGACUGCUGUUGGUGAAGGUAGGGGUACUGUGUUAUCAUUGAAGCUUGAUAGGUUAUCUGAUUCUGUGUCGGGGCAGACAGUUGUUGAUCCGAAAGGUUAUUUGACUGAUCUUAAGAGUAUGAAGAUUACUAGUGAUGCUGAGAUUUCGGAUAUUAAGAAGGCUAGGUUGCUGUUGAAAUCUGUUAUACAAACCAAUCCGAAGCACCCUCCUGGUUGGAUUGCAGCUGCGAGACUGGAGGAGGUUGCUGGAAAGAUUCAGGCAGCUAGACAGUUUAUUAAGAAAGGGUGUGAGGAGUGUCCUAAGAAUGAGGAUGUCUGGCUGGAAGCGUGUCGUCUGGCAAGCCCUGAUGAUGCCAAGGCUGUGAUAGCUAAGGGAGUUAAAGCUAUUCCAAAUUCGGUCAAGUUGUGGCUUCAGGCUGCCAAAUUGGAGCAAGAUGAUCAUCAAAAGAGCAGGGUAUUGAGGAAAGGGCUUGAAAAUAUACCUGACUCGGUGAGGCUGUGGAAGUCAGUAGUUGAACUUGCUAAUGAGGAAGAGGCUAUGUUAUUGCUUCAUAGAGCUGUGGAGUGUUGUCCUUUACAUGUGGAAUUAUGGCUUGCUCUAGCUAGGCUGGAAACGUAUGAGAAGGCAAGGAAAGUGCUAAAUAGAGCCAGAGAAAAGCUCCCAAAAGAGCCUGCUAUUUGGAUUACUGCUGCAAAAUUGGAAGAAGCUAAUGGAAAUACUGCGAUGGUUGAGAAGAUUAUAGAGAGGGGUAUCAGGGCCUUGCAAAGAGAGGGGGUUGUUAUCGACAGAGAAGCAUGGAUGAGAGAGGCUGAAGCCUCCGAGCGUGCUGGGUCUGUCGUUACUUGUCAAGCAAUAAUAAAGCAUACCGUUGGCAUUGGGGUAGAGGAAGAAGACAGAAAGAGAACGUGGGUGGCUGAUGCUGAAGAGUGCAAGAAGAGAGGAUCAACUGAAACUGCAAGGGCAAUAUAUGCUCAUGCUCUUUCUGUUUUCUUGACAAAGAAGAGUAUAUGGCUUAAAGCAGCACAACUAGAGAAGAGUCAUGGAACGAGGGAAUCUCUUGAUGCCUUGUUGCGGAGGGCUGUUACUUAUGUGCCCCAGGCUGAAGUUCUUUGGCUUAUGGGUGCAAAAGAGAAAUGGCUUGCUGGUGAUGUGCCAGCUGCUCGAGCUAUCCUUCAGGAAGCUUAUGCCGCUAUUCCAAACUCUGAGGAGAUUUGGCUUGCUGCUUUCAAGCUGGAAUUCGAAAACCAUGAGCCUGAAAGGGCAAAAAUGCUCCUUGCUAAGGCUCGAGAAAGAGGAGGCACUGAAAGAGUUUGGAUGAAAUCUGCAAUUGUUGAAAGAGAACUUGGUAAUGUUGCGGAGGAGAAGAAACUGCUUGAUGAAGGCCUGAAACACUUUCCAUCAUUCUUCAAGUUGUGGUUGAUGCUUGGACAGCUUCAUGAGCGGUUUGGAGAGCAAGCUAAGGCUAAAGAAGCUUAUGAAUCUGGUCUCAAGAACUGCCCACACUGCAUUCCGUUGUGGCUCUCACUUGCAAAUCUCGAAGAGAAGAUGACCGGGCUUAGCAAGUCCCGAGCAGUUCUUACUAUGGCUCGGAAAAGAAAUCCUCAGAAUCCCGAACUUUGGCUUGCUGCUGUUAGAGCUGAGCUUAGGCAUGACAACAAGAAGGAAGCUGAUAACUUGUUGGCAAAAGCUCUCCAAGAAUGUCCCAAAAGUGGUAUCUUAUGGGCGACUCAAAUUGACAUUGUCCCCCGUCCUCAACGUAAAUCAAAGAGUUCCGAUGCACUUACAAAGUGUGACCACGAUCCACACGUCAUAGCUGCUGUGGCCAAGCUAUUUUGGCAUGACAGGAAGGUAGACAAGGCGAGGAGCUGGCUCAACAGAGCAGUGACACUUGCUCCAGAUAUCGGGGAUUUCUGGGCUUUGUAUUACAAAUUUGAACUUCAGCAUGGAACCGAAGACUCUCAGAAGGAUGUGCUAAAACGUUGUGUUGCUGCAGAGCCCAAGCAUGGUGAAACAUGGCAAGCAAUUUCAAAGGCAGUUGAGAAUGCUCAUCAGCCAACUGAAGCAAUUUUGAAAAAAGUUGUAGUUGCUCUAGGGAAGGAAGAAAAUGUUGCUGGGCACAACAAGAACUAGGUUUCUACAUUUUGCUAAUGCUUAUGUUUUUCUGUUAAAGCUGAAUGUAUUCCGAUUACGGAUUGAUGUAUAUUAGGAUUGUAUACUUUCUCCCUUCCAAUUUUCUCUAUAUAAUUUGGCUUCAAAAUUUUGUAUUGCUCUUGUUAGAUUGUUGUCGAUUAAACGAGAUACUCUCUUCUGUGACGAUUCUUUUUGUUUACAAUCAUAGCAGUUCGAUUUUGAGUUUUUGGUA